This is a messenger RNA of Megalobrama amblycephala (Wuchang bream), 1617 nucleotides long. It is a transcript of the gene eif4eb, whose product is annotated as eukaryotic translation initiation factor 4eb. The coding region runs from base 78 to 758 and encodes 226 amino acids. Gene Ontology annotation, cellular component: eukaryotic translation initiation factor 4F complex; cytoplasm. NCBI's taxonomy places the organism in Eukaryota, Metazoa, Chordata, Actinopteri, Cypriniformes, Xenocyprididae. The transcript is spliced from 7 exons. Gene Ontology annotation, biological process: translational initiation. Gene Ontology annotation, molecular function: RNA 7-methylguanosine cap binding; translation initiation factor activity. The record is from RefSeq and is a predicted model, not a curated record.
UAGUUUUAGGCUAAAGUGGCUUUUAUAUUUCAUCCUCUCUAAAACUUCUAAAAAGUUUUUCGGCAUGUUUGAAUGGUAUGGCUCAACAAGUUUGGCUGAAAGUUGACAAGGCUUGUUCCAGUCGCGAAAUAAACUCAAAUUCUUGUAAGAGUGAAGAGGAGAACUCAGAAGAGACCAAUCUGGAGAUUGUCAGCCCUGAGAGCUACAUCAAACACCCCCUACAGAACAGAUGGUCUUUAUGGUUCUUCAAAAAUGACAAGAGCAAAACAUGGCAGGCCAACCUCAGACUGAUCUCCAAAUUUGACACAGUAGAGGAUUUUUGGGCGCUUUACAACCACAUUCAGCUCUCCAGUAAUUUGAUGUCGGGAUGUGACUACUCUCUUUUCAAGGAUGGUAUUGAGCCCAUGUGGGAGGAUGAGAGGAAUAAAAGAGGAGGCCGCUGGCUCAUCACUCUCAACAAGCAGCAGAGGAAGUAUGACCUGGACCGCUUUUGGUUGGAAACUCUGCUGUGCCUCAUCGGUGAGGCCUUUGACGACUACAGCGACGAUGUGUGCGGGGCUGUGGUCAAUAUUCGAACGAAAGGAGAUAAAAUCGCCGUCUGGACAACUGAUUAUGAGAACAGAGAUGCUAUAACGCACAUAGGGAGGGUGUACAAGGAACGGUUAGGCAUCCCUAUGAAUAUGACCAUUGGCUACCAGUCUCAUGCUGACACGGCCACUAAGAGUGGCUCCACUACUAAGAACAAGUUUGUGGUUUGAAUAUCUUCAAGGGCCUGAAUCUUCUCUCUCUCUUCUCUCUGUUCUGUCUCUUUCUCUGCCUCUUAAAACCAAAGCAACAAAAACAUACUGGACUCAAACUGCCAUGAAACCCCUGCAAGUACACUUUUUUUUUUUUUUUUUUUUUCUCCUCCAAAAGCCCUUCACAAACACACUCCUGGACUUCUACUUGUACAAAUGAUGAGGAUUGCAGCACAGGCAAAGUUUGAAAAUAACAGUGUUGUUUGUUACAUUCACAGACAUUUAAUAAGUAUUACUUCUGUGCCAUGCUACACUACACAUGUUCCCACCAAACAUUAACACAUCACUACAAAAUUUCCCUAAGAAAAAAAUGAAUACGCAAGUCACAUUCAAUGUUUACCCCUGGCAAGUCUUGUUCAGAGUUAUUUAAGUAUUUAAUAUUUUUUUUAAAGAAAUUGUCAAUUUAUUUAAUGGCAGAGGAAAAGGAAAUGUCUGUGUUCUUUUAUCUAGCAGCUUUGCUGCUUCAGUGCCUAAUGAACAUAAACAUUUUAAUUUAUUCAGAUUAAUCCUCUACAGUUCAUUGAGAUGGUAUUUGGCCAUUGAGUGUAUGUAAUCAAGCUAAUCUACAUAGAUCUGCCGCCUUUAAGCAUUAACAUGAUUAAAUUUGGGGGUUUGCAAUUCAAGAUAAGUGUUUUUUUAUAUUGUGAAUUUUCGAUGCAAUCAUAAGUUUACAUUCCUUGUUAGAACAGUAAACUGUGGGACUUUUUUGCAAUGCUGUAACAGAAUUGUGCUUGUCUGGAUGUCAUUGGCUUGAUUUGGCUCUUCAAAAUGAUAGCAGCAUGAUCAAAUAGGCCCUGAAAAUAAAAUAGAUUCAUGUCGA